Messenger RNA from Diachasma alloeum, 1546 nucleotides. Its product is annotated as tumor protein p63-regulated gene 1-like protein. The record is from RefSeq and is a predicted model, not a curated record. The transcript has 6 exons. NCBI's taxonomy places the organism in Eukaryota, Metazoa, Arthropoda, Insecta, Hymenoptera, Braconidae. Gene Ontology annotation, cellular component: cytoplasm. The coding region runs from base 226 to 1137 and encodes 303 amino acids.
CCACCAUCUGCGCACUUCGUACGUCACUUGAUUGCUUUAACUGAUAAUGUACUUUGAAAAGGUGGGCUGCUAUCGAACUGUCAUGCACUGAAGUGUCAAAAUUAAAAAGCAAAUCGAGUGGGGGUUCAGAGUCAAUGACAUCCAGUGUCAAUAGUGGAAUUUGUUUCUCGGGAAAUUUAGUUGUCGAGUGAAUGAUUCUGGUGGGAUAUUAAUUCGGAUAACCUAAUGAGGAUGAUGAAUAAUCAGCUGGAUAAUGACGAUGGGCAGAUGGUGAACUUCGAUACAGCCACCCUCAGGAUCGCCAAGGAGAACGAUGAUUCUGACAACAAAGACACGUAUGCUCGUGCACCAUCAUCAACAGAUGCACCGAGAUCAUCAGCCACCAAUGUCGCGAGUAUUCCAUUUCGACGCGUAGACGUUCACUCGUUCUUCUCGGAUAGAAAUGAAGUUGUCGAGAGGGCGAUCAAGGAGUGCCAGGAGACACUGCUCACUGAUCAGAAUGAUGAGAUCGUGGGCACUUGGUUGUUAACAGAAAUAAGCUUGUGGGACACCGAGAAGGAGAGGAUCGUCAUCUUGACAAAGAACUCUGUACUAACAAUAAAAUACGACUUCAUAUCAUUAAAAGUUAUAGCGUUCCAUAGAAUUCCCCUGGGAGACGUGGAUACAGUGGCCUAUGGGGAGCUGGAGUAUCCAGCUGCCUCAGUAGCUCCUCGAUUAAACGGAUUUGCCGACGGAUUAUCUUCGGUAAUCCAGUGUGCGAUACGUCAGCAGUGGUCAUCGAUUGCUGGGCGAACUGACAUUCAUUUCGAGCCCAGAAAGCGUAAUAUGAAUGGAGUGAGGAUAAUGUGGAAUAAAGGGAAGCCCCUGUCGUUCGAGAAGAAGUGGAAUCCCUUUGGCAAACGCAUUCCGUGGCUCACGUUCGCUAAUCAUCCUCUUUAUUGGCACAAAGGGUCAAACGAAGAAAUAUCAAGAUUCGACGCCGACGCCCUCCACUCAGCCCUAACAACAGUUCUCUCAGACUCCUGUAGCUUCAUGAAUCAGCCCCUCAUAGUGGAAAACUACCUGGGCCUGGGAGCACUUAUCCACAACAGGAAUUCCUUGGGAUUCUUCAAAGUCCGUGGCAAAGUCAGCUUCUAAUCGAGAACAAACGACCUAACAAUUCCACUUCUAAUUGUAUUAACUUCCAACUCAUCCAAUCUGCAUGUUCUACCUGAUUAAUAUAUUUCAACUCCAUGCUUUAUGAAUAAAUUAACGGAAUAACUAAAAAUGGCUGGAGUGAUUCAUUCGUGCAUUCUCGACACAAACUAUUGUCCUUACACCUGCGAUCACCUGGGAGGGACUAUACUCUCUUGGUAUUGAUUUAACAGAAACACACGGUAGUAUUCUCCACCGCUCGAUGACAAUAGUGUCGCAGAAAUGUUAAAGAAUGUAAUGCACGAGUAAAAAUAAACAAAAACAUUGAUUUCAAAGUAUCAAAGACAGGAAUAAUGCACAAAAAAUCGAUAAUAAUUUCGCUUUAAACUCCAGUUGUGUGAGAAUUUAUCAA